This is a messenger RNA of Mercenaria mercenaria, 929 nucleotides long. Its product is annotated as sodium-dependent proline transporter-like. The transcript is spliced from 2 exons. The record is from RefSeq and is a predicted model, not a curated record. Bases 23 to 463 code for a protein of 146 amino acids. Gene Ontology annotation, biological process: sodium ion transmembrane transport. Gene Ontology annotation, cellular component: membrane. NCBI's taxonomy places the organism in Eukaryota, Metazoa, Mollusca, Bivalvia, Venerida, Veneridae.
UUUCCUCAUACCGUACGUUGUCAUGUUAAUAAUCUGCGGGACUCCAUUGUAUUUUCUGGAAUAUUCCAUUGGGACAUUUGCCGGCCGAGGACCAUAUAAAAUAUGGGAUAUCAGCCCUGUGUUUAGAGGUGUUGGAGUCAAGGUAUCUGUGGGAUAUGGUGUCUACAUGGUUGGCGCGAGCAUAUUCCGGUGUUGGAUUGGACAGUGUAUUCUCUACGCCUUCCGGGAUCCAAUACCAUGGAGUCAUUGUGACAAUGACUGGAACACACCUUUUUGUAAAAGUAAUCGAAUUUUGGUUUCAAGGAACAGCAACGCUUUAGUACUUGUUGAUUUACAAAAUGGCAGCGAUACUGACGCCAACAUGACGUCUUCUGCAUGGGCAGGUGGACCAAAAACAGACGUUUCUGUACAUCAUAAUGUAACCGGAACAGAAAUGUCUGCUGCUGAAGAGUUUUGGCAGUGAGUUUAGAAUUGCGCUUUACAGUAGAUGUAUAAUGGUAUUUUAGCUACUAAAACUAAGAAAAUUUGUAUUUGCGUAUUUACGCAAUUAAAAUUGCAUUAAACCCAAUUGAAUUCAUAAAGUGUACGUACUGAAACGCAAGUAAAAUUCCUAAUACUCAAUUCAUAAAAAAUCGCUUGCGUAUCGCAUUUUCCUUAUUACUAGAACGGUAUUGUAAACAACGUUUGAUCUUUCCACACUUUUCAAACAUUAUAAGAUUUUUUAUAUAAGCUUCUUUGUAUAUAGAUUGAAACUCGUUUAAAUUCUACAUAAAUCUCUUUUUCUAGUACUGUAGGUUGUCUCGUUCAUGCCAUGUUUUGCUGUCGUGUUGGAGCUCCCGCACGACCAGGCAAAACGAGCCGAAAUAUAAAGUCUCGUUCAAAGCGCAAAUCUGUCUAUUUUUAUAUGAAUUGAAUUAUGAUAUAAUAGA